Molecule: messenger RNA, 234 nt
Organism: Paramecium pentaurelia
Lineage: Eukaryota; Ciliophora; Oligohymenophorea; Peniculida; Parameciidae
Source: the annotation of a GenBank genome assembly
AUGAGUAUUAAGUAGGUUCACUCAAAAAAGGAAAAGGAAGAAUAAAAUGAAUAUGAGUUUAUAAAAAUUUAUUAUUAAGAAUUCAAAUAAUUUUAACUUAACUUUUUCAAUAAAUUUAAAUUCUCUAAUUAAUAAAAAAAUAUAAACAAUUUAUCAAUCAAAGUUGUUAGAAAAUUAUUCCAUUUUAAAGAAAAAGGCAAAAGAGUAUUACAAACUUAAUAAUAUGCCUUAUGA